This is a messenger RNA of Toxotes jaculatrix (banded archerfish), 1541 nucleotides long. RefSeq names its product tubulin, beta 2b (gene tubb2b). The coding region runs from base 86 to 1423 and encodes 445 amino acids. The transcript has 4 exons. Gene Ontology annotation, biological process: microtubule cytoskeleton organization; mitotic cell cycle. The record is from RefSeq and is a predicted model, not a curated record. Gene Ontology annotation, cellular component: microtubule; cytoplasm. Gene Ontology annotation, molecular function: structural constituent of cytoskeleton; GTP binding; GTPase activity. NCBI's taxonomy places the organism in Eukaryota, Metazoa, Chordata, Actinopteri, Toxotidae.
AAAGAGACAGUUGAGUCACUGUGCACGCACAUUAAGAAAGCUAAAGUCGUUUGUGUGAAGGUCUAGUCUACCUCCGGAAAGAAAAAUGAGGGAAAUCGUGCAUCUGCAGGCCGGCCAGUGCGGAAACCAGAUUGGUGCCAAGUUUUGGGAGGUCAUCAGUGAUGAGCAUGGUAUUGACCCAACAGGAACAUACCAUGGUGACAGUGACCUGCAGCUUGACAGGAUCAAUGUUUACUACAAUGAGGCCUCAGGUGGUAAAUAUGUCCCCCGUGCUGUCCUGGUGGACUUGGAGCCAGGCACCAUGGACUCUGUGAGGUCUGGACCUUUUGGCCAGGUCUUCAGACCAGACAACUUUGUUUUUGGCCAGAGUGGUGCUGGCAACAACUGGGCUAAGGGUCACUACACUGAGGGUGCAGAGCUGGUGGACUCUGUCCUGGAUGUGGUGAGGAAGGAGGCAGAAAGCUGUGACUGCCUGCAGGGCUUCCAGCUCACACACUCCCUGGGUGGUGGUACAGGCUCCGGUAUGGGAACCCUGCUCAUCAGCAAGAUCCGUGAAGAGUACCCUGACCGUAUCAUGAACACCUUCAGUGUGGUGCCUUCUCCAAAAGUAUCAGACACAGUUGUUGAGCCCUACAAUGCCACACUAUCAGUCCACCAGCUUGUAGAAAACACAGAUGAGACCUACUGCAUCGACAAUGAGGCCCUAUACGACAUCUGUUUCCGCACCCUCAAACUCACAACCCCUUCAUACGGUGACCUCAACCACUUGGUCUCCGCCACCAUGAGCGGUGUCACCACCUGCCUCAGGUUCCCUGGACAGCUCAACGCUGACCUGCGCAAGUUGGCUGUAAACAUGGUGCCAUUCCCCCGUCUGCACUUCUUCAUGCCCGGUUUUGCUCCCCUCACAAGCAGAGGCAGCCAGCAGUACAGAUCACUCACUGUGCCAGAGCUCACCCAGCAGAUGUUCGACGCCAAGAACAUGAUGGCUGCCUGCGACCCACGUCACGGCCGCUACCUGACAGUGGCUGCCAUCUUCCGUGGCCGCAUGUCCAUGAAGGAGGUGGAUGAGCAGAUGCUGAAUGUGCAGAACAAGAACAGCAGCUACUUCGUCGAAUGGAUCCCCAACAACGUGAAGACCGCCGUCUGCGACAUUCCUCCCCGUGGCCUCAAGAUGGCUGCCACCUUCAUUGGCAACAGCACAGCCAUCCAGGAGCUGUUCAAGCGCAUUUCUGAGCAGUUCACAGCUAUGUUCAGGCGCAAAGCUUUCCUCCAUUGGUACACAGGUGAGGGUAUGGAUGAGAUGGAGUUCACCGAGGCAGAGAGCAACAUGAACGACCUGGUCUCUGAGUACCAACAGUACCAGGAUGCCACUGCUGAGGAGGAGGGAGAGUUUGAGGAGGAGGGUGAGGAGGAGCUGGCCUAAAUCUAAGAUUUUUACAAAGCUCUGCUGUUGUAUCUUUUCAGUGAAAUGUAACGUUCCAAGUCUUUUCCAGUCUUCAGUGUUCUGUCUGCUGUUCAUGUUAAUAAAAAGUUCUCCUGCA